Molecule: messenger RNA, 964 nt
Organism: Styela clava
Lineage: Eukaryota; Metazoa; Chordata; Ascidiacea; Stolidobranchia; Styelidae
Product: microtubule nucleation factor SSNA1-like
Cellular component (GO): centrosome; ciliary basal body
Source: RefSeq, a predicted model, not a curated record
AAUACAAUAGAGUUGGUGUGAACUACAACAAUAUUUGUAUAUUAUCCGCACACGUCAUCACCAAUUGUGGCUAUGUCAGGCAUGACUCCGAGGCAAGAAUCUGGAGGUGCAACUCUUCAAGUUUAUAAUAAUGAAAUGAUAAAAUGCAUUGACGAUCUCUGUAACAAACGGGACGAUUUGAAUCGCCAAAUAGAAGAAGAUAACGAAGAAAAAGCCAGACUUCAUAAUGAUAUUCGAAUUUUAACAGACAGGCUAGCGAAAUUGAAUGAAGAGAUUGCUCAGAGAAUGUCAUCAAGAAAUGAGUUCGAUCGCACGAUAGCUGAAGCUCAGGCAGCCUAUACACGAAUAAUGGAUACAUCUCAGACUCUAUUACACAGCGUUCAAAGUGCAGCAGUGGAGUUAAAAAUGAAAGAAACUGUUGCAUCUAGCAAUGAAGCCAUGCUACGACUUCCCAAAACCGGACCUAAGCGUGACUUGGUUGCACGAAAAUAAAUUGAAUUAUUUAAAUAAUAUUUUUUGCAUUCUCUGUAUAGUAUAGCCCAUAUUUUAGGAGUGAGAUGACUUGUUACUUCGUUAACAUUCAGUCGGUUAUUUCAACCACGUGAUCCAACAUGUCCGUUGUAUGAUAAGAAUUAACUUUUUGGCCCAAUAAUAAUUCCGAAGAGAGGAAAAACAUUAAUGUGAUUUAGCCAUAUGCGGUACCACGGCCCCUCGUCAGCCAAUUUCUUUUAUACCCCGUUACGCGUGGCAAGUGCCGGGAAAUCUCCAAUUUUAUUCUUCCAUUUUGUGAAUAUAAUUUUAAACUAUAGAAUGUUCAACCUUAAUAUUUACUGAAAUUGUAAAUCUUAAACAUAAUAGCGCGAAGGGGGGAGUUGACUUUGAUGACCGUCCGGUCGUAUCUCUCCCUCCUGUCUAUACCAAACUAAUUCAUUACUUGUUAUUAUUACGAUGACAGUUGUUUUAU